This is a messenger RNA of Acanthoscelides obtectus, 7783 nucleotides long. The record is from the annotation of a GenBank genome assembly. NCBI's taxonomy places the organism in Eukaryota, Metazoa, Arthropoda, Insecta, Coleoptera, Chrysomelidae.
AUAAGGUUGGUCAAUGGUUGUUAAUGUAAAACCAGAGUAGAACAAUGAAUAUUAUAAGUGUGCAUUUAUCAGUGCAAAUCUUGCGCUCCAGGUCCAAGCUUCAAUCAGUGCUUUUAAAUGUGACUGCUGAACUUAUUAUCUUUAUAUCUCCCUUAAUCUGGUCAACGUAGUUCGCUAUUUCAUAGUUUGUUUCACGUUUCUUUUAUUAUCAUUUUUUCACCUUGAAUAAGGGAUGCGUGGCAUCUGAUACGUCAUAUCAUAAUAGAUUUUAUGGACUCAUAAUUUUUGCUUUUUGUCAUAAUUUCUGAUUGCCACAGUGCUCUUCAAAAGCAUCCCCUAGGUACUUAUUUUUUGUAAAGUCAUGAUAGCAAGUUGAAAUUCGGGGUAAUGAUAUUGGUAUCAGUAAAAUGUAGGGUGUUCCAAAAUGGAUCAAAAACAUGCUUUAUUGAAUUAUUAACAUGAAUGCAACACUUCAGCAACACUAUUUAAUGUUUAUCUUGUGGUGAGGCAAGGCACAGUUUGGUAGAAAAUUUGACGUUGCUUUUCAAAAUUCCGAACAAAAUUGCUUGAAAUAACCUGAGUAGUAAUUUGGAGCUCUAUAACGCAUUACAAAAAGCUUAGCAUUCACAAAAACGCUCGGAAAGCUUUAGAUCGGGUUUGAUUUGAUAUUUUUUUUAAAUAGACGGACACAGAUUCAACCUUCUUGAUACUAUUUCUGCUGAGUUGAAAGGAAUUUCGCAAAGAUUCACGAUCCUUUUGCGAACAAAAUGAUAAACAUUAAAACAUUAACAGUUAAAUUCUAUACAGCUUGUACAUAAGUACAGUGAGCAUGUUUCAGAUCAUAGUAGUUACCAUCUUACUACAAGCAAAGUGUUAUGGAGCUACAUCUCCUCCAAUUCUUGGAGCCAUCGAAAAUGUAACUACUGACACCAGACACAGUUUUAAUACACUUAUGGAGCAAAUUGUCUAUGGGCUAAUGAAUGCAUCUGCUGAUUUUCAAAGCGUUUAUCCUAUGUAUCCCAUAACAGAUAAACCAUAUUUAGAUGACUACUUUGACUUCAUAGUGGUGGGAGCGGGUCCGUCAGGAUGUGUUAUCGCAAACCGACUAACAGAAAACAAACAUGUUACGGUCCUGCUGUUAGAAGCUGGCGAAGAACCAAGCGCAUUAGUAGAGAUACCAAUCUUAGCAUUUGGAGCCACAGUGUCUAAAUACAGCUGGUGGUACAAACCAGAACCACAAAAAGAAACUUGUACAGGAUGUAUAAAUGGAAGGACGCAAUGGUAUCACGGAAAAGGACUUGGUGGUAGUACCCUAAUCAACUUGAUGCUGUAUGUCCGCGGUCACAAAAGCGAUUUUGACGAUUGGGAACGUCAAGGGAAUGACGGUUGGGGAUAUGAUGACGUACUUCCCCUAUUCAAGAGAUCUGAACAGGUUCAUGUCAAAGUGUACGACAAGGAGUAUCAUGGAAGACAUGGGUAUCUGAGUACCAGCGAUCCCUCAUACGCCUCAAGAUUGUCGCAAGUUUGGGUUCAGGCUGCACAAGAGGCUGGAUAUGCUUACGUCGAUUAUAAUGGGAAAAGUCAAAUUGGGGUUUCAUUCCUCCAAAGUACCACAUUGAAAGGUAGACGAGAGCAUGCCGAAAAAGCGUUCCUGAGGCCUUUCCGUUACAGACAAAAUUUGGUGAUCAGAAAGAAUUCUAUUGUCACGAAGAUUCUCAUAGAUCCGAACACAAAAGCUGCGUACGGCGUUGAGUACGAAAGUAUGGGGAAGACAUUCACUGUAACAUGCAAAAAAGAAGUAAUAUUGUCUGCUGGGGUUUUCAGUUCUCCGAAGCUACUUAUGUUGUCUGGUGUAGGACCCAAAGAAACUCUCGAAAGAUUUGAUGUUCCUGUCAUUCAAGAUCUACCUGUCGGAAAAAUAAUGUAUGACCACUUGUUUUUCCCGGGCUUAUCGUUCACAGUGAACAAGCCUAUAACACUGAAUGUUUUACCAUACCUCAAGCCACAAAGUUAUGUGGACUACGUCGACUAUGGAUCUGGAACUUUAGGAUACUGCUUGGCUGAAGUGAUGCAUUACAUCAACGUCAACGUAACAAAUUCCUCAAAUUCUAACCCAGAAGCAUCUGACGUAGAAUUGAUGGUCACCGGAGGAAGCGUAGUUGCCGACUUUGGCUUUUGGUCUAGAAGAUACUUAAAUAUUCCCCAAGAACUAUAUGACAAAAUCUGGAAGCCCCUGGAAUUUGUCCCAGUAUUCAUGGUAGUUCCAGUGUUGCUGCAUCCAAAGUCCAAAGGACACAUGACACUAUUGUCUAAGGACCCCAAAGAGUCUCCUUUGUUUUUCCCAAAUUAUUUUACGGAUCCUGAGAAUCAUGACAUUAAAAUAUUCAUUGGAUCUAUCAGGGAAGCUCAGAGGAUAAUCAAAAGCCCAUCUCUGCGAAAGUAUGAUGCUAAAAUAGUUGAUACACCAAUUCCUGGCUGUGAGGUGCACGGCUUUGAUACCGAUGAAUACUGGGAAUGUGCACUGAGAACCCUAAUGAGUAGUAUAUACCAUCAAACAACCACUUGUAAAAUGGGACCUCCAAGUGAUCCAGAAGCAGUAGUUAAUCCAAAGCUGCAAGUGUACGGUGUUAAGAAUCUAAGAGUGGCGGAUGUCAGUAUUGUUCCUCUCACAAUUUCUGGCCAUACCCAGGCAGCUGCUUAUAUGAUUGGAGAGAAAGCGUCUGAUAUAUUGAAGGAGCGUUAUCACCUGUAAAAGUAACAUAAAUACGCUUUAUCCACUGUAUUGAUUUUUACACUUUUUAUUUUAUCUGAAUAUAGCCAACCAUGGGUCAAAAAAAUUAUCCGAUUUGAAAUGAGAUAUUCUGGCGUGAUCUACGAGGAUUUGUUACAGCUAUGUCUCUUCCCCCCGCAAUAAUUAAAAUCUGCAGCAUACUUAGUGUCCAUUGUCCAUAUAGGCAGAACACGAAAAUCACUCGCCAACACUUAAUUCAUGCCUCGCGGACUUAUAUUCUAUCGAUUACAAUUAAGUUUUCCCAAUAAAAUCAUGAAAAAAUUAGGCUCCCGAAAAAGACCGGAUCUGUAAAUUAGGUGAUGGGACCAUUUUUUUCAUUCAAAUAUAAUUAUAAUUUGAUACUAUGAAAUAUAUGUAUAAGGAAAUUUUAAACUUUUCUGACCACCUUGUAGUGUAGUUUUUUAGUUCUGGUUAAUUCUUUAGGGCUUACAGAGAGGGUGACACAUUUAUUUUUCCUCCUCUCUAGAAAAUUUGCCUCUCUAUCCUCUUCUAUCGGCGCCUAUGGCGUUGAACUUACUUCCGAGCACAAAACGUUUGGAUCAUAAAACAGAAAACAUAUAACCAUUGAGACCACGCCCCUUAUCCUCGCUACUCGCUGUCGCAAUCCAAUUAAAUAGUAGUAUAGGCGUUGCCAGUAUUUGCCGUUUUAUCCCUAUUAGCCUGAAUUAUUUGGCAGCAGCAUUGAAAUAUUCAAAUAAAUUUUAAUAGAUAAUUUUGAAAGGAUACAUUUGAUACAAGAUCUUUUGAGGCUCUACAGAUUUUAGAUAUUUUACAAUUAAUUAACUGGGAAAGUUUGCGAAUUGAGCAGAAGCUUUUUAAGCCAAGUAUUUUAGGCACGUGGUUGAGCUGGCAUUGAUGUAUCGACUAUUGACAUUUGACGUUCAUGGCAUUCUCGGUUGACAUUCAACCAGUGUUACCAAGUCUACCGGUUUUUCGGUAGAUCUGCCGAUUUUGAUCCUGGUCUACCGAAGCAAAAUCUACCGAAAAGUGGACUUUCCUUUCAAAUGAAUAAUUUUUGUUCACUAUAUAAGAGAAAUAUUUCUAAUGCAUAGCGAUAAAAAGAAUGACAAAAGUACUAUUAUUAUUUAUACUAGACCAGAUAUAUUCUAAUUCUCUUUGCCUGACAUUGGUGUGCCACAUACGCUGAUUCUUCGGAUCUGCUGAAUCACCGAAGAUACUCGAUAAUUGUACGAUUUCGUGUACUUAGUAAUUCCGAAUUCGGCCAGUAUUAGUAUUGCCUGGCUUGCAUUCAUUUUUUUUAUAAGGAAAACUGAACUUUGCAAGGCUGGCUUAAAAAAGUAAUAAAGGUCGCGAUUAUGCGGAAUGCAUGGUCUGUGAUAAAGAUAUUAAUAUCAAAAGUGGAAGAGAUGCACUUAUAAAACACGAAAAUGGGCAAUUUCAUAAAAAAAGUGCAAAUCAUAGCAUAACAGCCAAAACUGUUAUCAUUUGCAGUUGCAGGUGCAUAAAAUAAAUUAGAAAAUCAUAUUGAAGAAGGUAAAAUUAAGUAAUCUAUAUGAGAAGAUUUGAGAUUAUAUAUAUUAUUUUAUUAUUUCCAGGAGAAAGUCGUUUGAGCGCAUUUUUGGCCGAGCAUAAUUUGCCAUUCCUGCUGAUGGACCAUUUGGCAAAGCAAAAUUAGUAGAUAAUAUGACUGAUAAAAACUUAUACAAAAAUGAAUCGGAAGAAUGAUUAUCCAAUAUAGCUUACACAUUUUUAUUUUAUACACUGUUUCUGUUUUUUAUUUAGAAUAUUUUAUUUUUAGUUAGCUAAAGUGAGAUAUAAACUGUUUAUUUUUGUUUUGUCUUUCUGUUUCAGAGUAUAUUUUGAGUUAAAUAAAAUUGUUUUAAGUAAAUGCCUUCAUUUACUCUUCGGUAUUCAAUCUACCGAAAAAUUCCAUACAAUUCUACCGAAAUAUCGUCGACUCCACCUGGCAACACUGCAUUCAACUGUCAUUUGUCGUCUGUGACUGCCUGCCUGUGAUUGUGAUGUUAUUGCUGCGACUUGCAUUUUACACUGUUUUUACCAAUUUAGUUAUGUGAUAGUAAAUAUUUCUGUGCUUUCAAAGACAAUUUUCUUUUACUGAUGCAUCGUUUGAAAGUUUCCAAGCACUUGCCGUUAUGACCAACUGCCUUUCUGUCCUCAGACGAAUUAAAUUUCGUACUGAGGACUUCUCAUAGGUAACUAUAUAGCUGUGUGUAUAUACAUAUCACUGCCCACCAAUAUACUAUUUAUGUAUUAUUAUUUUAUAAGGUAUAAAUAUACCUUCAGCACUACUGCAGGGAUCAGGCAAAUGAAUGGAUGAUUGAACGAGAUCAGUGUAGGUUGUAAGUAAACAAUAAAAAAUAUAUACAAAAAAGGAGCAUGUAUUUGGAAGUAAUCAAAAAACUGUUAAACUUGGAGUCACUGUACUGGUAGAGCUGAGCGCCCUGUACAAGGGCUGUAUGUUGUUUUUGAGUGAAGCUGUUGAAAGACAGUGACAUUAAAUGUAAUUACAUGUCUUUAGUUCAAGUUGUGUGAAUAUUAUUAGUGUUGUGAACUCCAGUAUUUCCAUCUAACUGGAAGCUUAUAUCUGCUGUACUCUUGUUCACAUAUUUGUACACAUGGCCCCACCAGGUGAUAGAGUUUUUAUCCUACCUAAAUUUAAUAAAAACUGGUAAUAUCAUAAGGUUUACAUUAUCAAUCUCUGUUUUCUGGCAGUUUAUUGAAACUAAAUAUCUGAACCUCAGGACCAGGCUAGGUCAAGUCUAAGGGCCAUAUCGUCAGUCGUUCCUACAAUUGUAGGAUGCCUUUAUGGACUCCUCGAUUUUCAUAGUUUUCUACUUUUCAGUGUCAGCGCUCUAUUUUGAGGAUAUGUCACAACUAUCUAUUUACUUCAAACUGUUCAUGCUUUUGACUUAUAUCAUAUUUUGUCCCCCUGAAAUUUUCUACAAUUCGAAAAGAAAAGGAUAAGUUUCAGGGGCUACUUUGGAAGUUGUGUUAAAUUGUCUGAUUAUCUCAAAACUAUGUAUUUGGAUUUAAGCUAGUCUGUCUCUGAGGUACAGGAUUGAGUUCUUACUAAUGUUUUGUCCUACAUACGUGGUUUCCUUUAGUGGCCAGAAAACAUGAUGAUUUAUUAGCAUGAAAAUUACAUGAUAAGUUUACACUGUAGUCCUGAUAUCCCUAAAACUCCACGAUUUUGCUUUAUCCUCAAAAAAUAAUUUGUAGAACGUAGAAUGUUACAAGUUGAUAUAGAAAAGUAGGUGUCCCAUUUUUUAAGAAACUUAUGGCAUUAUUUUUUGGGUUCUAUAUAGCAUUCCAAAAAUAUAUAUUUCUGGGAUAUUAUGGUUCUAUACUUUGCUCAAUUAUAAGUCCAUUAUAGUUUCACCAUGCUGAAUCCAAAACAAAGGUUUACUCUGCAUUACACUUUUGAACUGUUGGUACAGUUGGAUGAGUCAGCCUAAAAAGACAUGGUGGCAUUCCUUACUGUCUUCUAACUCAAAUUCACUGCACUUCUUGUGUUACUAUGACAGCCUGGCAAGGUUAAUACUAUACAAAUCCAAAAGCAUUAUACAAAGCCCUGGAUCACGUUUAUGGAUCCAUUAUCAUGUUGCCCUGAUCGAUGAAUGAAAUCACAGUUCUGAUUGAUGUUAGACUAAUGUUUUUUUUGCCUGUCAAGCCAGCUAUUUUUUAAGUUCAAGUCAAUAAUAAUGAAGUAGGUGAACAUUUGUACUUUGAAAAAGGCACCCUAACAUCUGUGAUUUCAUUGUGCGACCUACAAGAUAUGGAGAUUGAUCAGCAAAACAACCACAGGAUAGGAUGGGAAGUAUUGUAUUGUAUUUUUCAGUCAACCACGAUCUUCUGUGGCGUCGACGUCUGCGGACUCGCGUGCGUUCUAACCCUUUCAACAUGGCCCAAGUCGUGAGCCAGAAAAGAGGCCGCGGCAUUAGCAGCGGCGACACAUCUUCCGCUUCAUCCUCAUCCUCAAAUCAGGUUUCAACACUGGGAAAUGGAACCACCCCUGGAACGCUGACUGAUGAGCUUGCCGCUCUGUUCGAAUGUCCAGUAUGCUUUGAAAUUGUUCUACCUCCUAUCAUGCAAUGCCAGGUGGGACAUUUAGUCUGCGCAAGUUGUCGCCCCAAAUUAUCGUGCUGUCCGACAUGCCGUGGAACCUUAGGAAACAUAAGAAAUUUAGCGAUGGAAAAGGUGGCGAAUAAUUUAAUGUUCCCUUGUAAGCAUAAAUCAACAGGCUGUAGGAUGUCACUCGGACUUAAUGAAAAAGCAGAACAUGAAGAAAUUUGUGAGUUUCGACCAUACAGUUGCCCGUGUCCAGGAGCCUCAUGUUCAUGGCAGGGCCAACUGGACAAAGUGAUGGUACAUCUACAACAUGCCCAUAAAAAUAUAACGACAUUAAACGGCGAAGAUAUAGUUUUUUUAGCAACAGAAAUAAAUUUAGCUGGAGCUGUCGACUGGGUUAUGAUGCAGAGUUGUUUCGGUCAUCAUUUCAUGCUAGUUUUAGAAAAACAAGAAAAGAGUGAUGGUCAUACGCAAUUUUUUGCCAUUGUGCAGCUAAUAGGGUCAAGAAAACAAGCGGAACAUUUUGCUUACAGACUGGAGUUGAAUGGAAAUAGACGUAGACUGAUAUGGGAAGCUAUGCCGAGGUCGAGUCAUGAAGGUGUGGCUUCAGCAAUAAUGGGUUCUGACUGCCUUGUUUUUGAUAAUUCAAUCGCCCAACAUUUUGCUGAUAACGGAAAUCUAGGUAUAAACGUUACCAUUUCCUUAGUAUGCUAAAAGUGGAUCACUUCACGCUGAUUAUUGUAAAUAGUGAUUGAUUUCUAACACCAUUCCUGCUGUUUUAUAUAACGUUGAUUCAGGGAGUUGUCCAACCAGAGAGGCGUUCAGAAAUCUUUAUAACUUUCUUAAACCGACUUUUUAUUUUCAUUAUGUUCGAUAUUACUUCUUAAUCAAAAAAGUAUUGUUAAUUUAGUUGUUUUAUUAAAUAAAUAUAUUAAAACCGAA